This is a messenger RNA of Mercenaria mercenaria, 2690 nucleotides long. Its product is annotated as collagen alpha-1(XII) chain-like. The record is from RefSeq and is a predicted model, not a curated record. The transcript has 3 exons. Bases 33 to 965 code for a protein of 310 amino acids. Lineage: Eukaryota; Metazoa; Mollusca; Bivalvia; Venerida; Veneridae.
CUGCGCACUUGAAAUAACUUGCAAUAAGUAUCAUGAAAAUGUCUUUCUUGUGCUUUCAACUCGCGUUACUCUUUUACGUUUUCUCUGCCUCAGAUGCUCGUCUCUUUUCAAGGGUUAACUGUUUGGUCUCCAGCUGGACUUCGUGGAGUGAGCCUAACGAAUAUGGCCAACGAAUUAGAACAUGUACAAUUCUACGCAUGCCUUCAGGAGGAGGAUUUCCGUGUCCACAUAUAAGAGAAGUUAAAGGUGUGAAACCAAGUUUUACUUUGAUAUUGCAAGAAUUUACAUUGAGCUUUGUUGAGGACUACGAUCCCAUUUCUGAUGACCAAAUUGCAAAAGUUAGGGACAUAGUUUUCAUUUUAGAUAGCUCAGGAAGUAUUGGACUGACAAAAUUCAACAAAGCAAAGGCAGAUGCUAAGUCACUUUUUGGCACUCUGUGUCCGUUUGAUAAGACAUUUGACAUGGACUAUAACAAUCCCUACCAGCAUCAACAACUGGCAAUGCUGACUUACUCGACCACGAUCGAAGAAAAUUUCUUCUUCAACACGUACAGCAAAACUGCAGACGUGCUACAAGCUAUUUCACAGGCUACAUAUCAAGGACUGAUGACAAAUACUGCUGGAGCAUUUAAAAAGGCUAGAAAUAUGUUCCAAACAAGUCGAGGAGCUCGUGAUUCUACAAAGGUUAAGAGAGAGGUGUUGAUUGUAACUGAUGGCCUGUCCAAUACAGGCGGAGAUGCUGUUGCUGCCGCUAAGGAACUUUCGAAAGUUGCCGAUGUGUACGGGCUAAUGAUUGGAAAAUUCUCCGCUGCUGGGAUGACAGAGCUUACAGAUUAUGUAUCAACACCUGCAUCCAAACACUUAUUUAAUUUGGAUGACUUUGAAAGCCUCACAUUGCUAGUGGAAGCUCUUGAAAUCAAUAAAAGACUCCACCCAGAUUGGUGUGCUAGCUUAGAUCAGGACUGAGAUAAAAUGUAACAUUGACUUAAACAAGAGAUUUCAUUAUAUUCAAAACUUAUUCUUUAGAAGCAACUUGAUAAAACAUGGAGGUAGUAAAAUCACGAGGGAAAGGAUAUAACCUACCUAAUCAGACAGAAGCCACUUUAUAUGCUAAACUGUCAUCGUUUUUCAUUUUAUAAAUUUAUAGUCGUUACCAAAUAUGGAAUUAUUACAAUUGAAUUAUGUUCAAUUCAAUUAUAUAUUGUAUUUUCAUCCCAUGUGUAUAUUUAGCAAUUUUCAAUCAAGUUUGAAACAAAUUAUGAAAAACCCAGCUUUCCAUUUAUUAUCUACAAUGCGUGGUAUGCUGCAAAAUAUUUUAUCGAUAUUAUUAUUGUAGUAUUGUUUCGGUUACCUCUAUUGGUAGUGGACGUAGGGCAGGUUGUAUAAAAAUGCUGAAAAAAGGCCGAAUCGCAUAAGAACUGAAAUGAGCCGUGCCAUGAGAAAACCAACAUAGUGGGUAUGCGACCAGCAUGGAUCCAGACCAGCCUGCGCAUCCGCGCAGUCUGGUCAGGCUCCAUGCUGUUCGCUUUUAAAGCCUAUUGGAAUUGGAGAAACUGUUAGCGAACAGCAUGGAUCCUGACCAGACUGCGCGGAUGCGCAGGCUGGUCUGGAUCCAUGCUGGUCGCAUACCCACUAUGUUGGUUUUCCUAUGGCGCGGCUCAAAUAUAGAACUCUUACAAUCUCUAAUAAAAUAUGUUUCGAAAUGUUGAAUAAUCAUGCAAAAUUCUGUAAAAUUUAAUUUUAUGUCAUCUAAUUUUCAGAAUAAAUUUCGUGUCGAGAAAAGAAAACGGUAUUUGAGAUAACCCAGACAAGAUUGUGAAUAUACUUUCCUUCAUUUCUGUUACAUCGUUUUUCAUUUUUGUUGCAAAUGGUACACUAAGUGAGCUUUUAUACAUACCAUGUUGUAUAUUACAUGUGCGAAUGUUGCUCUUAGGAAGUGCAGAUGCUGCUUUGACAAAUAUCAAAUUAAACCUACAUUGACGGCUCGGAUGCGAUAUCGUACUAUGGGUGAUACAGAUACAAACUAUAAUUCAAGUCGGUAGUACGUAAGAUUAGCUAGUACUUUUAAAACUAUGUUGUAUCGCUGCACUGUUUUCAAAAAGUUAUUUUUAUCGACUGAUAAUGGAACAUAAGAAUACGGUUAUGAUAUGUUUUCAAGCAAUUGUACAUUUUAUUUCUGAUUGAAAAUUAUAAGGUGUGAAUUAUGAUCAUCGGGAUUCGAAAUGUGGAUAAUAAAUUUAUGUUCUAUUCAGAUCUGUGAGACUGAUUAUGAUAUAUGAGAUUUUGUACUUUUAAUAUAUUUGUUUGUAAAUAGUGAAUGUGUGAGAUGGAUUUUGAUGAUGUUAUAAUAAUAAUAAUAAUAAUAAUAAAAGUAAUAAUAAAAUGAUAAUAAAUAAUGAUGGUAAAGUGCUGGUCGAGAAUCAGACCACUGUACCUUUGUGAUGACAUGAAAAUGGUCCAUUUAGCUCAAAUUUCGUUGAAAAUACAAUAUUUUUACAAUACGUUUCCAUUGCUAUUAGGAAAUCCUUAAACAUUGUAACGAAGAAGUAUACGUGAAUGUUAAUUCUUUAAAAUGUAUAAAAAGAAAGUAAUUACUGUAACAUUCUAUGUUUUAUUUCUCACUAAACUUUAAGAACCAGUCUGUCAAAGUUACGUAUCUGUGUUCCAUAAUAAAAGCGUGUGUAUAAUCGA